AAUUCAAGUCGAAUGACAAUGUACACUCGGAUUUCAAUAUUUUUGUUAUUUGGAUAUCUAGAAAUGGUCAAAUAUUUGUGAAAUUAUUUUWAAAAAGUCUCGCCAUUUUGACAUUGAAGUUAGUCCAUAUGAAGGAAUGUGUGGAGUUCAGUGUUCGACCGCGCGGCCAUCAUGUUUAAAUAUCUCCAUACGGCUCAUUGCCAAGGCGGUCUUUGUACGACUGGCACAAUUGCAGCUACCCUAGGAGCUAGAAACACUUCCUCGCUCAUCCGAGUCGAUUGAAGUACAAUAGCACGAUUGAACCGUUCAACAUGGAUGAUAGUACAAAUAAGCUUGAUACACCCCAACAUGAGCAAAAAGAACAGCUUCUAGACACCACGAAAGCGACAGAACAAGCAGAAUCUUUAGAGAUGAAAGAUCUCUCGAUAUGUGACACAGAAGUCGUAGCUGUUCGCGAAAAAUGGGGGCAUAAAUUCGACUUCAUGUUGUCGUGUGUCGGGUAUGCUGUUGGUAUUGGCAACGUAUGGCGCUUCCCGUAUCUGUGUUUCAAUAAUGGAGGAGCAACCUUUCUCAUUCCUUACUUUCUGAUGUUGGCCAUCAAUGGUAUUCCAUUGUUCUACAUGGAGCUUGCUAUUGGUCAAUAUCUCAGUCUUGGUACCGUGGGAGCCUGGACAGCUAUCUGCCCCAUGUCACGUGGGAUUGGUUUCGCUAUGAUAAUGUUAUCAUUCUUGGUUUCUAUCUAUUAUAACAUCAUCAUUGCUUGGUGUAUUUUAUUUCUUAUCAACUCUUUUCGUGCCGAAAUACCCUGGAAAACAUGUGAUAAUGCAUGGAAUACACCUGUUUGUAGAACUAUGAGGCAAAGCAGCAAUAGUACAAUCAACUGUACUGCUCUUGGACUCGCACAGAAUUGUACGCCUGAAUGGAAAUCGCCUGCAGAGGAAUUCUUCAAUAACAAGAUUCUUCGGAUCAGUGAUGGGCUGGAGCACCUUGGAUCCAUGGGUUGGGAAGUUACACUCAGUCUUCUCUUGGCUUGGAUUUUGGUCUAUCUUUGUCUUGUGAAAGGAGUCAAGUCAUCGGGAAWGGUUGUGUACUUCACUGCUGUGUUUCCAUACGUAGUCCUCGUCAUUUUGUUUUUCCGUGGAGUUACACUGGAAGGWGCUGCAAGCGGGGUUCUGUUCUACACUACCCCUGAUUUUCACAAGCUCAAAAACCCAGAGGUUUGGGUUCGCGCCGCUACCCAGAUAUUCUACUCCCUCGGUAUUGGAUUUGGUUCGCUUACUACGUUUGGUAGUUACAACAACUUUCAUAACAAAGUUGAGAAAGAUGCUAUAAUAGUGUGUCUAAUCAACUGUGGCACAAGUUUCUUUGCUGGAUUUGUCAUCUUCAGUGUCAUGGGUUUCAUGGCGUUCACACUGGGAACAUCCAUAGAUAAAGUAGUUGAUAGCGGACCGGGACUUGCUUUCGUAGCGUAUCCUGAAGCCAUAUCUCAGAUGCCUGUGUCAACCUUAUGGGCAAUCUUGUUCUUCUUCAUGUUGAUCACUCUUGGUCUUGACAGCCAGUUUGGUAUGGUUGAAUGUGUGAUCACAGGACUCUCAGAUGAAUAUCCCAAGUAUCUCCGAAAAUACAAAUGGCUUCUUCUUAUCUUCAUAUGUGCUGUGAUGUUUCUUCUUGCUCUACCGUUGUGUACAGAGGGUGGCAUGUACGUGUUCAACCUUAUGGAUUACCAAUCGGGAGGAGUAUCUCUUUUGGUCGUCGGAUUUUGUGAAACUGUAGUCGUUGGAUGGAUUGUCGGUACUGAUUUUCUUGGUGACAUGGUCGAAACUAUGACAGGAAGGAGGCCAAGAAAAUUUUUCGUUCUGUGUUGGAAAUACAUCUCGCCAAUCUUUACCCUCGGACUUAUCAUUGCGCAACUUACCAUGUGGAGCGGAGUUAGUUACAACAAGAAGCCGUACCCAGACUGGGCUGAGUUCAUUGGUUGGUUACUCGCUUUCGCUUCAAUGACUUUUAUCCCGGUCUUCGCAGUUCUGCAGUUCUACUAUGCCGAAGGCGCUACUUUCACUGAGAAAUUUCGCAAUGGUAUUAAGCCUGACUCCAAUGCCUUUAAGAAGGUCGAAUUACGAAACUGCGAAAGCCAACGGCUAAAGUAAUGUUUGACAAACCAGUUGUUUUAUUGUGCUAACGCUAGGCUUUAAUACAUCUUUAUAACCAGCUAACUGAUCUGCGAAAAGAAGUUAGCCAAUCAAAAUCAAGAAAAUUUUCAAAUAUGUGGUGUCCUUUUUCUCUCUUGAAAUUAAAACAAAACAAAAAAAAAAAAAAAAAAAAAAAAAAAAACCACAAAAAAAAAAACCGUUGCUAAUAAUCGCUUGAUAACAGUGACAAUAAUUUUAUGAAUGGCGGGCUUGUUUUUAUUUUUUGCUACUAUAAAUUAUAUAAAAAAGAUAAUUUAUGUUAAAUUAUGCAAAGGUAAAGUUUCUUAAUUUUAAUAAUUGUAUCAUCACUUUAUAAUAUAAGCAUGCGCAACUAUUGUAAUAUUUUCAAAUUCUCUUUCCUGUCCAAAGUAAAGAUUAUAAUAUAAUUUGGAUCGUUUCCAUUCGCAUUCUUUCGAGGGAAAACUUAUGACUUAUGGAAUCAGUCUAGUAUAGUUUGGGAUGAUAUAAUUAAUCUGCAAUAGGACUACGUGUCUAUCCAAUUCGGAAAUAACUGAAUUCAAAAAAUUCCUCUGACUGACCUAUCGGCCUCUUCCAAUUUUAUCAAUCCUCGGAAUUUUUUUCAUCCAAUUAUUACAGCAUGUAGUCUACCUAUACUUAUCGACCUAAAAAAGACCUCUUACCGUGUCGUCAGCACACCCGGGCAUGAUGAUUCGUGCAUCAACCAUCAAAUGGGAAAUUUAUUUCGGACGGCACUUACAUCAGAGGGUGCCAAUGGGGGUCCUCAAUUGUCAGUUAACUAAUAAUUUUUCGGCCGAAUGUCAGUUAACUGCGCUGGACAUAAUAUUAACCAAAAUAAUGAAAUAUCAGUUAACUGUUGUUUAUCCGGCCCAUUGGCCCUCUUAACAUAGGUCUUGACUUUGCUUAAAGAUUGUGCAUGAGAAGACACGUUCAUUUUUUUAAAUAAAUGAGCCCUAAAACGUUUAUGAAAAACAGUCGCAAGCCGAUUCAGCCAUUCGACAUGACGCUACUUCGGUAUCCAGUAUACCGUACGUUUAUAUAAUGACCGAGAAAUAUAAAAAUAAACUCACUUUGUACUUGAAGUUAGAGUGCAUACCAUAUGUACGUGAAAACUUUGUAAGAAAUGGCACAGAUUUGCCACUUUAAUAAAUUCACUAGACCUCAGUA
Actinia tenebrosa (Australian red waratah sea anemone) is the source of this 3335-nucleotide messenger RNA. Its product is annotated as sodium- and chloride-dependent GABA transporter 1. NCBI's taxonomy places the organism in Eukaryota, Metazoa, Cnidaria, Anthozoa, Actiniaria, Actiniidae. Gene Ontology annotation, biological process: nitrogen compound transport; amino acid transport; sodium ion transmembrane transport. The record is from RefSeq and is a predicted model, not a curated record. Gene Ontology annotation, cellular component: plasma membrane.